Messenger RNA from Zootoca vivipara (common lizard), 999 nucleotides. RefSeq lists its product as uncharacterized. Gene Ontology annotation, molecular function: DNA binding. NCBI's taxonomy places the organism in Eukaryota, Metazoa, Chordata, Lepidosauria, Squamata, Lacertidae. Gene Ontology annotation, cellular component: nucleosome. The record is from RefSeq and is a predicted model, not a curated record. Gene Ontology annotation, biological process: nucleosome assembly.
GCCAAGUCUGCAACGUUCCAGGUGGGGCCACCACAAACUAGCCCAAGGAACCGAGUCCCACCACUGGAUGGCUCCGAGUGGAAAGGCUUGCCCAUGGGAACUGCGGUCCUUAAGGGAGUGGUGGGACGGUUGCACGAUGCCUGGCAAAUGCGCGCUCCUCCUCUUGUCUCUGCAGCCAAGUCCUCUCCCCCGCUGACCAGCCCCGUGGCCCGCCCCAAGACGCAGAACCCGCCUACGCUGACCAUGGUGAUGGAGGCAGUGAAGACCCUGGAUGAGCCCAAGGGGGUCUCUGUCGUGGCCAUAAAGCGCUACAUCCUGGGCAGCUACCCCGGGGUGGACCCCAUCCGCCUGAAGUACGCCUUGAAGGUGGCCCUGGCCAAAGGCCUGGAAAGGGGCUCUCUCAUCCGGCCACGAAAUUCUUCCGCACUGGGUGCCACAGGGAGAUUCAAGCUGGGCCCAGAGGAAGCCAAGGAAAAGAAGAGGCAGGAAAAGCAUUCAGAUUCGGAUGGAAAAACAGCACCCAAACCCAAGAAAGCGGCCAAGAAUCCCAAGGCUAAGGUUCCUGUGGAGAAACCGAGGCAGGGAGCAAUCACAGAAGGGGAGGAGGAGGAGGCGGCUCCCAGCAAGAGUAUCAAGGCGAAAGCUAGCAAGCAUCCAGGCAAACCUCCUACGAAGCCCAAGGCGAAGAAGCCCCCCGGGGGGGAGAAAGUGGCCCAAAUCUCCAAGAAACAAAGCUCUUCCAAGGCCCUCCCAGCAAACACACCCAGUGCCCCACAGGAAGCUGUGUCUAAGGAAAGCAAGACGGGGGGCCGAGGACGAGGGGCCCCCCAGGCAGAGGCCAAGGCACCUACAGCGGCCAAGAAAACCAAAGAGGCAAAGGGGGAGAAAGCCAAGGUUGACCAGGAGUCCAAACCCCCCAGAGUCAAAGGGGGGAAGAAGGGGGAGGGCAAGGGGAGGGAGGGGGAGAAUCCAGCCAGUCGGGGCCCCAAGGAGGCCUGA